Messenger RNA from Quercus lobata, 1428 nucleotides. RefSeq lists its product as uncharacterized. The transcript has 3 exons. The record is from RefSeq and is a predicted model, not a curated record. NCBI's taxonomy places the organism in Eukaryota, Viridiplantae, Streptophyta, Magnoliopsida, Fagales, Fagaceae. Bases 1 to 1428 code for a protein of 475 amino acids.
AUGCCUGAAAUUGAUAUAAUCAUAUACCACGGUGGUCCGUUGAAGAAUGCCAAUGCGAACAAGGGUUUGCCAUUUGAAGGGCCGAGUAUAAAGACCUAUUAUACCCAAAUUGAUCAUAGGUUAAAGACCCUUGACAAAUUGAAGAUGAUGGUUAUGGAAGAGUUGUGUGAGAAUCCUGCUGUGCAUAACAUACAAAUUACUUAUCGUAUGCCAAGUGAAAUCCUGAAGCACCGGAUUAAUUACAAGUAUAUGGCGAUAGAAGCAGACAAACAUGUGAAGAUCAUGUUUGACAAGUUGGAGAGAAUACCUGAAGUAAUUAACAUUGAGUUGUACAUACAGUUGGAGCCACGUGCAGAAGUUGGUAUCGAGGAAAUCCAACAAACACAAACAAGUUUACAAGUUACAGUUUCGAAUGCUCAAUAUGAGUAUUUUACACAUGUAGAAGAUGAGAUUGAAGACAAGAUUGAACAAGGGGACUUUAGGGACUUUGAGAGGGACAUUGAUGACAAUGAGACAUUGGACGGUAGUGAACCUGAUGCAGACAAUGUUCUUAGUGUCCAAAACAUUACAAACACAAUCCCUGCCUACUCACCACCUGCCUUGUCAUUUUCUGAAAAUACUUGGGAAAAUGUGGUUGAUCCUUCACAUAUUGAGACACCAUUUGUGUCUACUUGGAGAGAGGGGAUGAAUUUGUGCAAAGGCUUGACUUUUGCCAAUAAAGUGGAGGUGCAGCGCGUAUUAACAAAGUGUGCCCUUAAGGAAAACAAACAUUUUACGAUCAUUAGGUCGAUCACGACAAAACAUUGUGCGAAAUGCAUGGAUGAGUCAUGCAAGUGGUAUGUCUGCGCAGUCAUGAAACCCAAGUUCCACAGACUAUGGAUGGUCAUCGUGUACAAAGGUCCUUACACGUGUAUACGGAUUGGGGUGCGAAAUAAUGGUAGAAUGAUGAGUUGUAAUUUUAUUGUAGAUGUCAUCCUUAAGAAGUUAUGUGAGGAUCACACUACCCCAAUUAAGCAUCUCAGAUCUGUGAUAGAGUUGAAAUAUGAGGGACAGAAUCCUUCUUACUACAAGGUCUGGGAUGCGAAACAAAAAGCGAUUGGGAAGAUGUUUGGGAAUUGGGAAGAGUCUUACCAAAGGUUGCAAAAGUUGCUAAUGACAUAUAUUGAUCAGGAUCCGACUAUCCAGGUGUUCUAUCGUACCACAUCCACCGGUGAAGAUGACACAGGAAAGUUGUUGGUUGCAAUGGCAACCGACGCUAACAAUAAGGUAUUCCCUUUUGCCUUUGCUAUUGUGGAUUCUGAGUCAAGGUCCAGUUGGAGGUGGUUUUUACAAUGCCUUAGAGAUGCGAUUGGCCACGUGAUACCUAACGAAGGCAUUUGCAUAAUUUCUGACCGACAUCUCGAUAUCAAAAACGCCAUUGCAAACUAG